UUUCCUGCCUCGUCUCGCUCAUAUCAUCGAACUGCCUGGGCUAUUUAGCGAUUUGUAUCUUCCUCUUUCCUCAAUCCCACCGCAUUCGCAACAUCUUCUCCGCAAGUCUUCUCUCCCCCCUCGCUCUAGCUGCAGCUAUGGCUUCCGUCGUUGCAUCGUCCGCUGUGGUGACCCCGGUCGCAGCCAUCGCUGCUUCCUCCACCACCAAGAGCUCCCAGAUCGUGUCCGUCCAGGCCGGUCUCAAGGCUGGAGUCUUCGGUGGCAAGAGCGAAUGGCAAACUAAGACCCAGACCAACGGCAGCCGCGUUUCCUGCAUGCAGGUGUGGGAGCCAUACAACAACCUGAGGUUCGAGACCCUCUCCUACUUGCCCGCCCUGAGCCAGGAUGCUCUGGCCAAGCAGAUCGACUACGUCAUCAAGUCUGGUUGGGCUCCCUGCAUUGAGUUCGACACCCAAGGAGCUGUGACCCGUGAGGGAAGCAGGAUGCCCGGAUACUACGAUGGUCGCUACUGGACCAUGUGGAAGCUGCCGAUGUUCGGAUGCACUGACUCUGCUUCAGUGUUGAGGGAGAUUGAGGAAUGCAAGAAGUUGUACGGACACAAGUGCUACAUCAGGUGCUUGGGAUUCGACAACACCAGGCAGGUGCAGUGCGCCAUGUUCAUCGUCCACCAGCCCACCAACAAGUGAUCAAUGAUUAGCGAACAGCAGUUGUCCGCUCUCCAAGGUGGUCUGAGGACUUCGAAUUCGCCGACUUGAACUUACUGGCUCGCCUACAGUCGACGCGAUAGAAGGUGUUGAUGGUGUCCGGAGAGGAGUGUGGGAAUGAACUGUAACAGCAUGGUGCAAUUAUACAGCUCACAAGUAGCGGUCCUCUAAGAGGUUCCAUAGUCGCUUCUACCGCUGACUUCUAGGUAUUGCAAACACUGUCUACACGAGUUGGAGAUCUCUCUCGGUCUGAGGCCUUAUGUUACCACUCCGAUGAAGCUCGGGAUGCUGUAGCCGUGAUGGGUGCAGAGUCGAAAGAGUCUCAGCUCGUAAGGGAGAUUGUAAAGACAUGCCACCUGCAACUUUGCAUGCCACCUGCAGUAUAAUAAAUCUAAAUUGUGGUGUUUCUACUGAAGAGAAGUUCAAUGUGAAUGUUUCCUCUAUGUCUGACUGAAGCCAUGGCCGUGAGUCCUGCCUAAUCUUCCUGUCAUGGGCAUGUCGUGUAACUUACAUCUGAUUUCCAAAUUCCCGUAUUCACUGUGUGCUCAUCC
Messenger RNA from Marchantia polymorpha subsp. ruderalis, 1255 nucleotides. The record is from the annotation of a GenBank genome assembly. NCBI's taxonomy places the organism in Eukaryota, Viridiplantae, Streptophyta, Marchantiopsida, Marchantiales, Marchantiaceae.